AAUAAGACUGCAGAGUUGCGCGCCACAUCAAACCAUGUUUUACGCACAAGGCUAGUGCGGUAUUGCUGCUGCAGUCCCCUACUCCUUACAUCAACUGCAGCAGCAGCAGCAGGAGCGGAAGAAAGAGGGAUCGAGAGAUCUGGCGGAGGAGAGACCGAGCUCACAAGCACAUACACAAUUCGCCAAAGAUGGCGGUUAUGCGAAAGGGCCCCUGGAUCGAGCAAGAAGACCUUCAACUGGUACGCUUCGUGGACUUAUUCGGUGACCGUCGUUGGGAUUUCAUAGCCAAAGUCUCAGGUCUGAAUCGGACCGGGAAGAGUUGCCGGCUCCGCUGGGUCAACUACCUCCACCCCGACCUCAAGCACGGCCGCAUCACCCCUCAAGAAGAGCGCCUAAUUCUCGAACUCCACUCGCGAUGGGGAAACAGGUGGGCGAGAAUUGCCAGGAGGCUGCCGGGUCGCACCGACAACGAGAUAAAGAACUACUGGAGAACGCACACGAGGAAGAAGAAGAAGAAGGCCCAGGAACGGAGCCGGAAGCUGGCAGUGGCAUCAUCCGUGGACCGCUCCGUCAGCCUCAGCGAAGCCGCGUCGCCGGAAGUUGAAGCCGUUCGUGAACUCGACGGCGGCGUAACUGCCUGGUUCGAGGAGACUAACGACGGCCGGUACGUGGAUCAACUCUGCAGUAAUAUUUCUCUUCCUGACCCCUCCGUGAGCUUCGGCGAGGAAUUCGAGACGUCAAUGAUGCCUUCUCCUGCGUGGGAGUACGGCCCGUACUCUCUGUGGAAGAUCGACGAUGACGACGACUCAAAAUCAUAUGUAUAGCUAGAUCGCCAGAUCGUAGCAAGUUACUCAAACAUCGUGUAAAAUUGUUGGCCUUGCUUAAUUGUGUGAUGCAACUUUAAAGUUCAUCAGGUUGCUGUGAUUCUUGCGAAGAAGAAGAAAACAAACUGUACUUGUUUUGUGUUUUACAUUUCAGAAUGUUUUCUCUUUAAUUUCA
This is a messenger RNA of Zingiber officinale, 999 nucleotides long. Its product is annotated as transcription factor MYB59-like. Gene Ontology annotation, biological process: regulation of DNA-templated transcription. The transcript has 3 exons. Bases 189 to 824 code for a protein of 211 amino acids. Lineage: Eukaryota; Viridiplantae; Streptophyta; Magnoliopsida; Zingiberales; Zingiberaceae. The record is from RefSeq and is a predicted model, not a curated record. Gene Ontology annotation, cellular component: nucleus. Gene Ontology annotation, molecular function: sequence-specific DNA binding; DNA-binding transcription factor activity.